This is a messenger RNA of Tigriopus californicus, 590 nucleotides long. RefSeq lists its product as uncharacterized. NCBI's taxonomy places the organism in Eukaryota, Metazoa, Arthropoda, Copepoda, Harpacticoida, Harpacticidae. The transcript has 2 exons. Bases 82 to 465 code for a protein of 127 amino acids. The record is from RefSeq and is a predicted model, not a curated record.
UGGCUCGAACUGCGAGCCAACAUCCAAUUCUUAUCUCACAGUCUCCUAUUCUAGUUUGUUAGAGACUCCUCAAAUCGAGCCAUGAACUCCAAAUUCGUUAUCCUGGUGGUGAUCUUGAGUGUCCUAGCCCUCUCAGAGGCAGGGCGAGGCAAGCGUGGGCGUGGCAAUGGUGGCAAGAACGCCAUUACCUGGUAUGGACCCGUCACAUCAGAAGCCGAAUGCGGCCCUGGAGGCAAACCCGACUCUCUCACCGUGAGCGGCAUCAAGGAGCGCAAGCCCAAAGAGCUUUGUCAAGACUCCACCACUCCCUUGUGCGUUUGCCAAUCCCUGUCGGGCAAACUGGCCCGCAGAAUGGCCCGAAAUGGACAAGAACCUGGGUAUAAGAUGCGAUGUGCUCCCUGUGAUUUCUCCUGGAACUGGAGGCAAUUCAAGCGGUCGGACAACGAGAACAACAAUGAUGUUUAACAACAUAUCGUGAACCCGAAGAGAGAUGUGUUCACUGAUGCUAUUUCGUCAUUCCCAGUGUGUCGUGUCUGACUUUAUACAGCGAUAAGACCAAUAAAUUUAUAUUUUCAUAAAUACACACACAA